Molecule: messenger RNA, 994 nt
Organism: Metopolophium dirhodum (rose-grain aphid)
Lineage: Eukaryota; Metazoa; Arthropoda; Insecta; Hemiptera; Aphididae
Product: clavesin-2-like
Exons: 7
Coding region: 1-831 (276 amino acids)
Cellular component (GO): membrane
Molecular function (GO): phosphatidylinositol bisphosphate binding
Source: RefSeq, a predicted model, not a curated record
AUGUCAGAAUUUCAAAUUGAUUCAUCCGAAUGGAAAUUUAAAUUACAAAAAGAAAUCAAUGAGCCAUCAGAUCCACAAUUAGCUAUUGAUGAAUUACGUACAUUAAUUAAAGGUGAUAUUUUUUUGAAAUCAAGAAUGGAUGAUGCAUUUAUGCUUAAAUUUUUAAGAGCUAGAAAAUUUCAAGUAAAUAAAGCAUUUAAAUUGAUACAAAAUUAUUUUGAAGCUAAAGAAAAAAAUCCAAAAUUAUUCAAUUUGACUUUUCCAUCCAAGAACAAAGUUUUUUUGGAAAGCGGGACAGUUUUUAUGUUACCACACAGAGAUCAGCACGGGCGUGAAAUUUAUGUUUUUAGAAUGGACAAGGUUUUAUCUGGAAUCAGCAUAGAAGAUGUUUUUAAGAUAAACUUGAUGAUUUUGGAAGUUAUAUCUGAACACCCAGAAACUCAACUUGCUGGUAUGAUUGCAAUUGCUGAUUUUACCGGAUUUAAGUGGUUGAAACACUAUCAAUAUUUAUCACCUUACUAUGCCAAAAAGUCUGCUGAAGUUGUGCAAGAAAGUUUCCCAUUAAGAUUUCAAGGCUUUCAUUUUAUCAACGAACCAUUAUACUUAUACACCGUAUAUUCAAUCAUGAAACCAUUUUUGAAAGAAAAACUGCGAUGCCGGGUUCAUUUUCACGGAAGUAAUUUCAAUUCUUUACACAAGUACAUUGCUCCAAAUAUUUUGCCAACAUAUUUUGAUGGUAAUCUGGAAUUUGAUCCUAUAACUUGGGUACAACAACUCUUGAGUAAAGAACAGUAUCUUAAAGAACUAGGACAAUAUGGAUACAACAGGUGAAAAGACAAUUCCCAAUGUAGCUACUUAUUAUGUAUAAUUCGAAUUAUUUUAGUACCUACUACUUACCUGUAAUAUAGUAAUCGGUGUUUCGCAUCAUCUUUAUAAUUUAUAUUAUUUAUUUUGAAAAAUGUGUUAAUCAAUAUUAUGCGAUAGGUACAGUAAA